AUGGAAUAUACUUGCAAGGAUUUUAAAGUGGGCAAAUGUGAAGGAGAAAAAAUUGUUGAUGGUGAAACUAUGCCAUUAAUAAAGGAAUUUCCAAAGAAAGUGAUAUUGUACUGUGAAAUACCACCACCAGAAGGAGGAGAAACACCCUUUGUUCCAAGCUUCAGAGUAACAGAAAGAAUGAUAGAGGAAUUCCCAGAAAUUGUUGAAGAAAUUGAAAAAAAAGGACUUAAAUACACAUUUAGUGCUCCAAGUAAGAAUGACCAAGGUUCAAUGAGAGGUAGAGGAUGGGAGGAUGCUUUUGGUACUUCUGAUCCUAUUGAAGCUGAAAGGAGGGCAAAAGCACUUGGAAUGGAAAUGGAAUGGCUACCAAAUGGUGGUGUAAAGACAAUCUUAGGACCAAGGGAUUUAACAAAGGUGUUUGAUGGAAGAAAAGGAAGAAGAAUGUGGUUCAACACAUUGGUUGGAAUGUAUGGCAAAGACAUAAGCUCAGCCAUGAUGUUUGAUGGAACAGAAAUACCACAACACAUAGUAAAAAGAUGUGAAGAAAUAAUUGAAGAAGAAAGCAUACAAUUCAAAUGGCAAAAGGGUGAUGUUCUUUUCCUUGAUAACUUGGCUACACUUCAUGGUAGAAGGCCUUCUCUUCCACCUAGGAAGGUACUUGUUGCUACUUGCAAGUAA
Molecule: messenger RNA, 678 nt
Organism: Solanum dulcamara
Lineage: Eukaryota; Viridiplantae; Streptophyta; Magnoliopsida; Solanales; Solanaceae
Product: clavaminate synthase-like protein At3g21360
Exons: 3
Coding region: 1-678 (225 amino acids)
Molecular function (GO): oxidoreductase activity
Source: RefSeq, a predicted model, not a curated record